Closterium sp. Naga37s-1 is the source of this 3396-nucleotide messenger RNA. NCBI's taxonomy places the organism in Eukaryota, Viridiplantae, Streptophyta, Zygnematophyceae, Desmidiales, Closteriaceae. The record is from the annotation of a GenBank genome assembly.
AUGGCUCCCCCACGGGGAUCAAUUCGCAGCGCAACCCCUCAUGCUGCUACAGCUGGGACAACAGGUGCUCUAACCAGCUGGGACAACAGGUGCUCUAACCAGGUGACUUUUGAGUUGACUCAAAAGGCUCCCCCACGGGGAUCAAUUCGCAGCGCAACCCCUCAUGCUGCUACAGCUGGGACAACAGGUGCUCUAACCAGCUGGGACAACAGGUGCUCUAACCAGGUGACUUUUGAGUUGACUCAAAAGGCUCCCCCACGGGGAUCAAUUCGCAGCGCAACCCCUCAUGCUGCUACAGCUGGGACAACAGGUGCUCUAACCAGCUGGGACAACAGGUGCUCUAACCAGGUGACUUUUGAGUUGACUCAAAAGGCUCCCCCACGGGGAUCAAUUCGCAGCGCAACCCCUCAUGCUGCUACAGCUGGGACAACAGGUGCUCUAACCAGCUGGGACAACAGGUGCUCUAACCAGGUGACUUUUGAGUUGACUCAAAAGGCUCCCCCACGGGGAUCAAUUCGCAGCGCAACCCCUCAUGCUGCUACAGCUGGGACAACAGGUGCUCUAACCAGCUGGGACAACAGGUGCUCUAACCAGGUGACUUUUGAGUUGACUCAAAAGGCUCCCCCACGGGGAUCAAUUCGCAGCGCAACCCCUCAUGCUGCUACAGCUGGGACAACAGGUGCUCUAACCAGCUGGGACAACAGGUGCUCUAACCAGGUGACUUUUGAGUUGACUCAAAAGGCUCCCCCACGGGGAUCAAUUCGCAGCGCAACCCCUCAUGCUGCUACAGCUGGGACAACAGGUGCUCUAACCAGCUGGGACAACAGGUGCUCUAACCAGGUGACUUUUGAGUUGACUCAAAAGGCUCCCCCACGGGGAUCAAUUCGCAGCGCAACCCCUCAUGCUGCUACAGCUGGGACAACAGGUGCUCUAACCAGCUGGGACAACAGGUGCUCUAACCAGGUGACUUUUGAGUUGACUCAAAAGGCUCCCCCACGGGGAUCAAUUCGCAGCGCAACCCCUCAUGCUGCUACAGCUGGGACAACAGGUGCUCUAACCAGCUGGGACAACAGGUGCUCUAACCAGGUGACUUUUGAGUUGACUCAAAAGGCUCCCCCACGGGGAUCAAUUCGCAGCGCAACCCCUCAUGCUGCUACAGCUGGGACAACAGGUGCUCUAACCAGCUGGGACAACAGGUGCUCUAACCAGGUGACUUUUGAGUUGACUCAAAAGGCUCCCCCACGGGGAUCAAUUCGCAGCGCAACCCCUCAUGCUGCUACAGCUGGGACAACAGGUGCUCUAACCAGCUGGGACAACAGGUGCUCUAACCAGGUGACUUUUGAGUUGACUCAAAAGGCUCCCCCACGGGGAUCAAUUCGCAGCGCAACCCCUCAUGCUGCUACAGCUGGGACAACAGGUGCUCUAACCAGCUGGGACAACAGGUGCUCUAACCAGGUGACUUUUGAGUUGACUCAAAAGGCUCCCCCACGGGGAUCAAUUCGCAGCGCAACCCCUCAUGCUGCUACAGCUGGGACAACAGGUGCUCUAACCAGCUGGGACAACAGGUGCUCUAACCAGGUGACUUUUGAGUUGACUCAAAAGGCUCCCCCACGGGGAUCAAUUUGCAGCGCAACCCCUCAUGCUGCUACAGCUGGGACAACAGGUGCUCUAACCAGCUGGGACAACAGGUGCUCUAACCAGGUGACUUUUGAGUUGACUCAAAAGGCUCCCCCACGGGGAUCAAUUCGCAGCGCAACCCCUCAUGCUGCUACAGCUGGGACAACAGGUGCUCUAACCAGCUGGGACAACAGGUGCUCUAACCAGGUGACUUUUGAGUUGACUCAAAAGGCUCCCCCACGGGGAUCAAUUCGCAGCGCAACCCCUCAUGCUGCUACAGCUGGGACAACAGGUGCUCUAACCAGCUGGGACAACAGGUGCUCUAACCAGGUGACUUUUGAGUUGACUCAAAAGGCUCCCCCACGGGGAUCAAUUCGCAGCGCAACCCCUCAUGCUGCUACAGCUGGGACAACAGGUGCUCUAACCAGCUGGGACAACAGGUGCUCUAACCAGGUGACUUUUGAGUUGACUCAAAAGGCUCCCCCACGGGGAUCAAUUCGCAGCGCAACCCCUCAUGCUGCUACAGCUGGGACAACAGGUGCUCUAACCAGCUGGGACAACAGGUGCUCUAACCAGGUGACUUUUGAGUUGACUCAAAAGGCUCCCCCACGGGGAUCAAUUCGCAGCGCAACCCCUCAUGCUGCUACAGCUGGGACAACAGGUGCUCUAACCAGCUGGGACAACAGGUGCUCUAACCAGGUGACUUUUGAGUUGACUCAAAAGGCUCCCCCACGGGGAUCAAUUCGCAGCGCAACCCCUCAUGCUGCUACAGCUGGGACAACAGGUGCUCUAACCAGCUGGGACAACAGGUGCUCUAACCAGGUGACUUUUGAGUUGACUCAAAAGGCUCCCCCACGGGGAUCAAUUCGCAGCGCAACCCCUCAUGCUGCUACAGCUGGGACAACAGGUGCUCUAACCAGCUGGGACAACAGGUGCUCUAACCAGGUGACUUUUGAGUUGACUCAAAAGGCUCCCCCACGGGGAUCAAUUCGCAGCGCAACCCCUCAUGCUGCUACAGCUGGGACAACAGGUGCUCUAACCAGCUGGGACAACAGGUGCUCUAACCAGGUGACUUUUGAGUUGACUCAAAAGGCUCCCCCACGGGGAUCAAUUCGCAGCGCAACCCCUCAUGCUGCUACAGCUGGGACAACAGGUGCUCUAACCAGCUGGGACAACAGGUGCUCUAACCAGGUGACUUUUGAGUUGACUCAAAAGGCUCCCCCACGGGGAUCAAUUCGCAGCGCAACCCCUCAUGCUGCUACAGCUGGGACAACAGGUGCUCUAACCAGCUGGGACAACAGGUGCUCUAACCAGGUGACUUUUGAGUUGACUCAAAAGGCUCCCCCACGGGGAUCAAUUCGCAGCGCAACCCCUCAUGCUGCUACAGCUGGGACAACAGGUGCUCUAACCAGCUGGGACAACAGGUGCUCUAACCAGGUGACUUUUGAGUUGACUCAAAAGGCUCCCCCACGGGGAUCAAUUCGCAGCGCAACCCCUCAUGCUGCUACAGCUGGGACAACAGGUGCUCUAACCAGCUGGGACAACAGGUGCUCUAACCAGGUGACUUUUGAGUUGACUCAAAAGGCUCCCCCACGGGGAUCAAUUCGCAGCGCAACCCCUCAUGCUGCCUCAGCUGGGAGGAGGGAUGGGAGGGGGAGGAGGGGGAGGAGGGAGGGGAAGGGGGAGGAGGGAUGGGAGGGGGAGGAGGGGGAGGAGGGAGGGGAAGGGGGAGGAGGGAUGGGAGGGGGAGGAGGGGGAGACUCCCUGGAUCUCCCUUAG